AUCUCAUUUUCUAAACCAUCACCACCACUUCAACCUCUUUCUCCACCAUACUUAACAACCACCAUCUUAAUUUACUACCAUAAUUUAACAAUGGGUCUUAGAAAGUCAUGCAAUAGACAAGCUCAGGCACUAGCUCUCAAGAAAAUCAUCAAAAGAUGCUCGAGUUUUGGCAAGAACAACGACAGCGGUCUCCCCAAUGAUGUCCCAAAGGGACAUUUUGUGGUGUACAUUGGCGAAAGUCGUAGCCGAUACAUCGUACCAAUAUCAUGCUUGGAUCAUCCAACAUUCCAACAUCUAUUACAAAGAUCCGAGGAAGAAUUUGGGUUUAAUCAUGAUAUGGGAAUUAUCAUUCCAUGCCAAGAAGUUGAUUUUCUAUCUUGUUUCUCCGUGAGUGCAUGAGAAAAAAAAAAAGAAAAACAAAUUGUUUGUCAUUUUGUCAAGAAUACAUGGUGCUCUUGUAAUUUGUACAUUUUUUUUUUCUCUUGUGGUGUUUGAGUUUGAACACCCUUUGAAAAAUAUUGCCAAUUUUGUACAAAAUGGAGAUUAUAAUGGAUAUGAUUCUACCCUAGCUAA
Molecule: messenger RNA, 573 nt
Organism: Helianthus annuus (common sunflower)
Lineage: Eukaryota; Viridiplantae; Streptophyta; Magnoliopsida; Asterales; Asteraceae
Product: auxin-responsive protein SAUR50-like
Exons: 1
Coding region: 91-399 (102 amino acids)
Biological process (GO): response to auxin
Source: RefSeq, a predicted model, not a curated record